Molecule: messenger RNA, 918 nt
Organism: Anastrepha obliqua
Lineage: Eukaryota; Metazoa; Arthropoda; Insecta; Diptera; Tephritidae
Product: nucleoside-triphosphatase THEP1
Exons: 4
Coding region: 325-903 (192 amino acids)
Molecular function (GO): ATP hydrolysis activity
Source: RefSeq, a predicted model, not a curated record
AAUAUAUCGAGAAAAAAGGCAGUUAAAUCGAAAUUUGAAAACGUUUACUUUACGCUGGAUUUGGUAGUGACGGCCAUCAGAUUGUCAAAAUUUAACUGACAGAACAUGACUCUGGCAUUGUUGCAGAAUUUGUGGCACAGAACGUGAUGCGUUAUCUAUGGUGAUGCAUUCUCGUCAUAGAUAAUUUCUCGUAAGAAGUAACACUGAUUCAGCUCCACCACACUCAAUAUCUAAGUUUCUAUAAAAACUAAGUUAAGUCUAAGUCUUUGCUAACACAACUCUUAUUCUUAGGAAAAAUUCCAAUCAGCUGUUUAAAAGCUUUUAAUGGAGCAAGGAUAUAAUACAAUUUUAAUAUCGGGUCUACCAGGUGUGGGUAAGACGACGUUGGUGCGAAAAAUAUGCGAUGAUCUUCGAGUAUCUUAUGAUUGUCGUGGCUUUAUUACGGAAGAAGUACGGAGUGAUCAGACGCUUGCUCGUGUCGGAUUUGAUGUAGUGACGUUGUGUGACAAGCGCUCGAUAUUGGCAAGAGAGCGCUGCGCAAAUAAUGAACGAAUGGCGAAAUUGGGAAAAUAUUCUGUUUACGUAAAUGAUUUCGAAAGACUUGUUCUCCCUCUGCUUGGCCACCCCAAUCCUAAACAAGAUCUUCUGGUGAUCGAUGAGAUUGGAAAAAUGGAAUUAAAAAGCAAAAAAUUUGAAAUUGCUGUAAGUGAGUUAAUUGAUAAAGUUCCAAUUUUAGCAACAGUACCACUCCAACAACGUGGGAAUCUUAAGCUUGUAGAAUAUCUGAAAAACUCCUCUAAAUCACGCUUGUUUGAAAUAAGUGUAAAUAACCGCGAUGACAUCAAGGAUGAAAUUGUAAAAUGCCUUAAACAACGGUUAGGAAAGCCUUCAAUAAAAAUAUGAACUUUUUAUUUUAAA